Molecule: messenger RNA, 1018 nt
Organism: Olea europaea var. sylvestris
Lineage: Eukaryota; Viridiplantae; Streptophyta; Magnoliopsida; Lamiales; Oleaceae
Exons: 2
Coding region: 448-1011 (187 amino acids)
Source: RefSeq, a predicted model, not a curated record
GGUAGGGAUAUUCCCUUAUUUUUUGCGAAAUAGCUUGACCUUGUGCUCGUUCUAAAGUGUUGUAAUUUUGCAGGCAUAUCGUUUGAUCCUCGAGCCCUCCGGAAUUUUGUCAGCACGAGGGCUGGUGCCCAUCCACAGGGGCAGCCCCCGACGGAGAAGAAGGGCAAGAAAAGGUCUCAAGGCACCCCUGAGCGAAGUGUGAGGAGGCCUGGCGAAACAUCUCGAGCUCAACCUCAAGUCUCGACCCCUUUGCAGCCGAGCCAAAGAUCUCCAACUCCUCGGGUCGUUACUCCUCAGCCUCCUUCUGAGGUGGUCGACCUUGAGGAUGAUCCGUGUCUGACCGGGGACUUUGAUCGUUGCAACCUCACUCCUGAUCUUGUGAACAAGUACAAGGAGGAGGUCAAGCUCAAGGAUGGAGUGAAGGUCCUCGAGCGUCUUACUGUGAAGAUGUUGAGUGUAGCUCGAGGGCUUUCUCUUCAAGGCAUCGAGGAGGCCAAGAGAGCGGUUGGGGUGGAGACCUCCAUGGCCUCCAAGGACAGGAGGAUUCUUGACCUCGAGGCUCAGGUCGAGGUUCUAUUGAAGGAGCGUGAUGACGCGAAAAUAGAGGCUGCUAAGGCCAGGGAUGACCUUGAUGUGGCAAAGGAUGAGGUUGAGGGUGUGAGGCUCGAGCUUGUCCAGAAGACAAAGGAUUUUGAGCGCGAGCUCGCGGAUGUAAAGGAGAAGGCCUGGGAGGAGUUUAAAACCUCCGAGGAUUGUGAUAAGAUCAAGGGCGAGUACGCGUUGGGGGCGUACUUCCAUGCUCUAAAGGAGGCCCGGGCCUUCAUCCGUUUGAAGUUACCCGACGUCGCUUCGGAUGACCUGAAGACCGUGCCUUCCAUUGCUGAUACCUUGGAGCUCUUGGGUGCAGAAGAUGGAGGAGGAUCAGGUGGAGAUGACGAUGAGGAGGUCCUUGAGGACGAUGUACAGAUCGACAUCCACAACCUCGACCCUCCCCUUGGCCAUAUUGGAUAGCCCCCAC